This is a messenger RNA of Vigna radiata var. radiata (mung bean), 2040 nucleotides long. Its product is annotated as transcription factor TCP7. The record is from RefSeq and is a predicted model, not a curated record. Bases 239 to 994 code for a protein of 251 amino acids. The transcript has a single exon. Gene Ontology annotation, molecular function: DNA-binding transcription factor activity; sequence-specific DNA binding. Gene Ontology annotation, cellular component: nucleus. Gene Ontology annotation, biological process: regulation of circadian rhythm. NCBI's taxonomy places the organism in Eukaryota, Viridiplantae, Streptophyta, Magnoliopsida, Fabales, Fabaceae.
GAGAGUGAGAGAAGGCGCGUGGGAAAGAGGAGUAGUGGAGCCCAGCACCCAUGUGCCCUCCUCCUGUCUCCACCAGCUGCUGCCGCUCAAUCAUUAGAGGGCUGUUCCCCUCCUUCCUUCCUUGCUUUCUUGCCUCUUUCAUCAACGCUUUCAUUCAAACACACUCACUCACUGUAAUCUCAUCUUCUCAUUCUCAUUCCCACUCUCAAAAUCAAUACAAUAACACACACACGCACAUAUGUCAACCUCUGACGGCACCACUAACGGCGUCUCUAACGCCUCAAUCAUUGACCCGCAACGCCAGCAGCCCCAGGCGUUGGCCGUCAAGAAGCCACCGUCCAAGGACCGCCACAGCAAGGUCGACGGACGCGGCCGCCGCAUACGAAUGCCCAUCAUCUGCGCCGCCAGAGUCUUCCAGCUAACGCGGGAGCUGGGUCACAAGUCAGACGGCCAGACCAUCGAGUGGCUCCUGCGCCAGGCCGAGCCUUCCAUCAUCGCCGCCACCGGCACAGGCACCACGCCCGCCAGCUUCUCUUCCGUCUCCCUCUCCGUACGCGCCGCCAACUCCGCGUCUCUCUCCUCGCCUUCCUCCGCCUCCGACCACAAGCCGCAGCUCCUCGCUCCCACGCCCUUCAUCCUCGGCAAGCGUAUACGCACCGACGAUGACACUUCCAAGGACGACGCCGUUUCCGUGGGCCCCUCCCUCGUGGGCCCCUCUACCCCGCCCGGACUGUGGGCCCUCCCUGCUCGCCCCGAUUUCGGACAAAUUUGGAGCUUCGCCGCCGCUCCAGAAAUGGUCGUGCAGCCCGCCGCCGUGUCGGUGUCGCAACAGCAGGCGUCGCUCUUUGCUCAUCACCAACGUCAGCAGCAGCAGGCCAUCGGAGAAGCGUCGGCGGCUAGGGUGGGGAAUUACCUUCCGGGACAUCUGAAUUUGCUGGCUUCGUUGUCCGGCGGACCUGGGAAUUCUGGUCGGAGGGAUGGCGAGCAUCGUUGAUUGGGUAACGAUGGUGGUGGAGGAAGGUGGUGGUGUUUUUUUGGUAUAUAUAUAUAUAUAUAUAUAAUCUCGUGUUGUGGCUGUUGCUUUGUUGUGUGUGGUGAAGCAGGAGAUUCUUAGGGUUAGGUUUUUUUUUCUUAGUUUUGAGUGGAGAAGUCCAUCGAUUAAGAAAUUAUUCAAUUAGGGUUUUAUUUUAGUUCCUGCUUCUGGUUUGGAAAAUUAACUAGGUGCUAAGAAAGUUGGAUAAUUGUUUUAGAUUCUGGGGCUUUUUGUUGGAGGAGAAUGUGAUGAAGUGAUAACAUACUGUGUGGAAUUGUGAUGCUGAAAUGUUGAAGCUUGUCGGUGUAGAAGUGGGGUUGAAUUUGUGAUGUUGUUGUGGUGGUAGAAGAAAAUGGUUGCUUCUGUUUCACUUGCGUAGUGGGUUUUGAGUUUUGACUGACCGGGUCUACAAGUUUGGUGGUGGUGGUUGCAGUUGAGGUAAUUCUUAGUGCUUGGAAGCUUGUUUCUGAGGUGAGUGGAUUGUGUUUCCCAAAUUCAACCGUCACUCCCAGAUUGUUGGAGCGUCCUACUUUACAUUCCGACAUGGGUUGAGAAUGAGAAUUCAUGCCUCUUGGCUGGUCUUGGGGCAUGUUUUGAGGUUAGUUUAAGGUGGUAAUGUUGUGAAAUUGGUGCAGCUGUUGUUGGUGAGUUAUGCUCUGUCUCAAUCUCCUCUACUUUCACGCCCCUUGAUUGUCUUUGUUGUUUUCAGAGGUGACUGGUGUGUGAAAGAUAAAAGAAGAAGAAAAAAGCUCUGGUUGUACUCCGUAUGACUACUGUUUUGAGAUUUUUUUUAUCUUCAAUUCUUAGCCAUUUCUUAGAUUGAUCAGCGUGAGAAUAAUGUUUUCUUGUAUGUAAGUGGAUUGUUUUGGGGGUGCCAGUGAUGUGAAUAAAAGCCCAUCUGUUUCUUUCUUUACCUCUUUCCUUCACUUGUCACUUUAUUUGUUUCCAUGUAUUCAGCAACUCGUUUUGUUGCAUGACGUUUCAAUUUUGAAUCCGUAUUUGUUUCA